AUGGUCUAUGAUCCUAAGCAGAACAAGUGGUUAAGCCGUAGCCCGAUGUUGCAGAGGAGAGUGUAUCACUCCAUGGCUGCUGUCCAAAGGAAACUUUACGUGUUAGGUGGGAAUGAUCUGGACUACAACAACGAUCGGAUCCUGGUUCGACAAAUAGACUCCUACAGCAUAGAUGCUGACCAGUGGACGCGUUGCAGCUUCAACAUGUUGACAGGUCAAAAUGAGUCUGGAGUUGCCGUCCACAAUGGUAGAAUAUAUUUAGUUGGCGGCUAUUCGAUUUGGACAAAUGAGCCUUUGGCAUGUAUCCAGGUGCUGGAUGUUAGCAAGGAAGGGAAGGAAGAAGUAUUCUAUGGGCCUAUGCUCCCCUUUGCUUCCAAUGGAAUAGCAGCAUGCUUUCUUCCAGCUCCUUAUUUCACAUGCCCCAACCUUCAGACUCUGCAAGUGCCUCACCACAGGAUUGGCACAAUGUGAGACAAGGAACGUGCACUUCAGAAAAUCAAAGUGAAGUGGGGGGAAAUCAGACCCUGUGUAUGGAAGAGUUUCCUUGGAUCAGUGAAAAGAAUCAAUCCACACGGGCUGCGGCUUUACCUUCACACAUUUGUCUUAAAGUCAGAUCACAAUAGGCAGGAAGGAAGCUACAAAAACUGCCUGCAGUUUCUCUCCUCUGCCUCAGAUGUAGAAACAUAUACAUGAGAGUGUUUGGCAUUUCUGCUGGUGACUACUUGCUACCUGUCUCCAUUUCCUUAUGCAACUUCGUAAGGCAUUGUGAAUGGUCUCAGCUCCUCCAGGGCUGCUCUUCUUUGGAGUCUGCACGUUCAGUUGUUCACCAAUGGCACUUUCAAGGCUGAUAGAAAGUUGUGGUUAUGUUGACAAAGAUGAUAUAAUGCUAUGUUAAUUAUGCAACUUACUCAAUACCUUUGGCAAAAAGAAUAACAAAUGUGUUGACUUCCAAUUCCGAACUCCUUCGUUUACAGUUUCUCAUUUAAUAAUACUUCAUUUGAAAUUUAAAUACUGCACAGCAGAUUAAAACAAAAAUAAAAACCAAACAAGCUCUAUGGUAUAUGAGGAACAGAUAAAAAUUGUCUUAGCUGAAAGACAAAGACACCAAAGCCUCAUGGUUAAACCCAAGUCUGAGCUGAAUGUGUUUGAGAAUCUAAAGAUCAUUUGGGAUGUCAUUUACCAAGGUCUACUAUGGAAUAAAUGUUACCUUCUGUCAUAUGAUCAAUUCCUCCUGACAGCUGCAGUCUUUUAAUGGUGGAGAACAGCCUCUUUACUGUAUAAUUAAAAUGUGCCAUUUACUUAAUAUUUUUAAUAUCCAGUUUGCAAGGGGUCACCA
Tauraco erythrolophus (red-crested turaco) is the source of this 1336-nucleotide messenger RNA. The record is from RefSeq and is a predicted model, not a curated record. Lineage: Eukaryota; Metazoa; Chordata; Aves; Musophagiformes; Musophagidae.